AUGUGCGGGAUUUUUGGCGUGAUUCAAGCCGCCGGAGCCGCUUCCACAAGUACCUUGGCAAUCAGCGCUAUAAAUGGAUUAACAGCCCUUCAGCACAGGUAAAUAUUCUAAUCAUACCUUUAUUAUCACAAUCUCCUCGAAAUUCGCUUCAAAUCUCGUUAAUUCCAUUGAAAAACAUCAUCUCUGACCAGAGUUAUGGCGCAACGGAACAGCGGAGGUCAAUGAUCCGCUCUUAGCUGAGUGGCUAAGUGCUCAAACUGAGGUGAGGAGGGUCGCGAGAUCGACUCCUCCCAGCGUCUAUCAUCCUAUUUUCCUUGUCCCUGCGCAUGGAAAAUUUCAGCGAAUGACGCGAAAUUAAUGUAGCCGUUGAGCUGACGUUUACGGAGUUGAUCUUCUUGGAUACAGCUUGGCUUCUUACAUUUUGAUCUUAUUGAGAUAAAUUUUAUCGGAAAAUUGAAAACCUCCAUUCAAGUGUAUUAAUUAAUUUUUUUUAAGGAAUUUGAAGGCGAAUAAAAAAAAUGACAGUGAAAAUGUUUUUCUUCUCAAAAAAUUCAUUAAAAUUUGGUCCAUGCUUCUUUAAAAAAAAGAUUUUAAGAGGGUUAUAGUAGUUAACACCGCAUAAUGUAUAAGAAAGCCCUGAAAUACAUUUGAAACGAAAAUUUUACUGCAACAGAACUUCUAAACAACAAAAUUCGAGCAAGUAAGCCCUCUGACUCACCUCCCAGUCAGCUGCAUUGCGUGGCGCAGUCGGUUAGACGACAGCGGCACGGCCGGCGGGACGUCGGUUCGAUUCCUCCUCGCGGCGCCAAAACCCUGUUGGCAGUGCGUUCUGCGCAGCACAACUUCAUACGGCGCGAAAUAGUUCCGCUGAAUCAUUUGACCGCGUUGUGACACUUAUUCGCCCGCGGUUUCAAAGUCAGCUUGCAUUUUUUUUUUGAUUUUUGAAGUGGAAAGUUCAGGAAAAUCUCGUAAAUGGAAGGUUUGAUUCUGAACUGUUCUUUUGAAGUCAAGAUUACUUAUAAAACGGGGUUAACACGACCGCGAGUCCUCUUCCCUCCAUCACCACAAGUUCCGACACAUAUGUUCACAAACUCUCCCUACAUCUAUUUCGUGAAAUUUGGUACUUGUGUGUGAGAAAUAAAACAUUUUGAUGAUGAUGAUGAAAAAUUUUCAUAGUUUUUGGAACUGUCAAAAAAAAAAAUCUUCAUAUGAACUAUGAUGACUCUCAAAAAUUCCAAGGACCUCAAAACCUGAAAAAAAGAAAUCAAAGCGUCUUAAGAGCCUCUGAAUAAAAUUAUAAACGCCUAAGCCCUCUAGGGACCACUGAGAUUCCACUUUUCGGAAAUAAUGUGAUAGACACCGCUCCUCAUGAAAACUAUCAACUUCCGAACCCUACAGUGACUCCUUGAAAUUUCCUGUGUAAAAAUUUCACACAGAGAGCCUCAUAUGCACGUUUUUUCAUUUUCUGAACCCUCAAGUGACCUCUCAAACCUUCCAGAGGAACCGAGUCGACAGGCCUCGUAGGUUCAGACGGCGUCGACCGGAACCACGUCGAGAUUUUGAAAGGUCACGGUCUCGUCCGUGACGUCUUCAACGACGGCAACGUUGCCAAGUUUCAAAGUAGCCUUCUUUUUUCAUUCUGGACAGUCUUUUUGAUCCUUUUCUUCAGAUAGUAAAGUUCUAAUCGGUCAUAAUCGAUACUCGACGGCUGGGAAAAAGGCGGCCAUCAACUGCGUCCAGCCAUUUGUCGUGUAUACCGCCGUCGGGAUUGUGGCAAUCGCUCAUAAUGGAGAAUUGGUGGAUGCGAAGAAGAAGCGCGAAGAGGUAAGAGAUCCGCGAAGGUCUGAAGAGACGCCAGAGAAAGAGAGCGUCCUUGUUUCUCUAAUAUCUCUUCGGGCAAUGAUAAUCUCUCGGUUUUCCCGUAAUGUAGAACGAAAAAAAGGUAGGAGGUUUAUAAAAGCUUCUGGGUUCCCUGGGUUCUCUUGCGGCAUCGCUUAUCUCUCAUUUUGUUCAUAGUCAAACAAAAAGCAUAGAAAAAAUAGACUGACGUUAAAGAUCAGCAAUGGUAUGAAGGGACGCCAGAGAAAAAGAGCUCCCUGCUUCUCUGGCGUCUCUUCAAGCCAAGCUGAUCUCUCGUCUCUAAUAUUUAUAUCCACUGCGGUACUGCAAUCCGGGAAAAAGAGGGAUUAAAAGAAGCAAAAGCGAUAGAUCAAAGAUCUGAAGAGACGUCAGACAACAAGAGCUCCACUGCUUCUCUGGCGUCUCUUCAAGCCUAGUUGAUCUUUCGCUUCUAGUUCUUAUAUCCACUCCGGUACUGCAAUCCGGGAAAAAGAGGGAUUAAAAGAAGCAAAAGCGAUAGAUCAAAGAUCUGAAGAGACGUCAGACAACAAGAGCUCCACUACUUCUCUGGCGUCUCUUCAAGCCUAGUUGAUCUCUCGCUUCUAGUUCUUAUAUCCACUUCGGUACUGCAAUCCGGGAAAAAAAAAACUUGAGAAGCACAAACGAUAGACCAAAGGUCUGAAGAGACGCCAGACAAUAAAGGCUUUCCUGCUUCUCUAGUGUCUCUUCAAGCCAAGUUGAUCUCUCGCUUUCUUUACUACACUGAAAAAAGCGCUGGAUUUCUGAAAAGAAGCAUAAGCUCCUUUUUUUUUUCAAAGAUCCAACUUUUCAAGAUUCAAGCUGCACUUUGAACCAAUUUCUAUUCCCCAGGCACUGCACCACGGUGUCGGCCUAUCAACAGACGUCGACUCGGAGUUGAUCGCCCAGAUGAUUGCCAAAGCGAUCGCCUUGAAUCACAAGUGUCGUCGGGACGACGAGUUGGGCGAUAUCUCGAAGGUUCUUGGGUCAAAAAAUAUAUAUUCUUAGGAAGAUUUGUCCCAGGAGCUGGCCGUGACCAUGUCGGCGAUCAACAUGUCCUACUCCUUGAUCGUCCUGACUUUCGACCGGAUUUAUGCGAUCCGAGAUCCUUUCGGCAAUCGGCCACUUUGCGUGGGGACUGUGUACGAUUCAACAGGUAGGAGGAAUAUUUCUGGAAAAGUUACAAAUUUCGUAGAUUUUGGGCUGCUUGCUUCGAAUUUUUUCCUGAUUUUAUGUCGUUUUUCUCUGAAGUUUUGUACCUCCCUAUGAAGUCCUAGAUUAAGGUCCCUCAAAGUGGCUACUUAAGGAAUUUGGGCUCUUUCGCGGAAAGAGAAAGACAGUAUAAAAAACUUCUGACAAGUUGUCUUUCCUGGGAAAAUUUUCAGUGGCCAAUUUAGGAUUUUGGCGUCCCGUUAUAGUAUUCGAAUUAGGGGUCACUUAAAAGGUCGUUUAGAAGUCUAAGUGAGCACUGAAAACACUAUAGUGGCCACUAAGACGCAAAAUAGUGGUUUCUAUAGAGAUUAUUUUAUUGGCCACUUUAGGAUUCUCUCCAAGUAGUCCUCGAGGAACCUCUUAAGUGGCCACUAAGUCGCGAAAUAGUGGCUUCCAUGGAGAUAUUUUUAGUGGUCACUUUAGGGACCUCUCCAAGUAGCCAUUGAGGUACCUCCUAAGUGGCCGCCAAGACGUGACAUAGCGGCUUCUAUGGAGAUGGUUUUAGUGGUCACUUUAGGGUCCUCUCUAAGUGGUCCUUGAUGUACCUCUUAAGUGACCACUUGGACGCAGAAUAGCGGCUUUCAUGAGGAUGGUUUUAAUGGAAACUUUGGGGUCCUCUCCAAGUAGCCCUUGAGUGGCCACUAAGACACAAAGUAGUGGUGGCUUCCAUGGAGAUGGCUUCAGUGGCCACUCCAAGUUGUUUUUGUGAAACCUCUCAAGUGGCCACUAUGACGCAAAAUAGUGACUUCAAUGCAGAUGAUUUAAGCGGCCACUUUAGGGACCUCUCUGAGUAGUCCUUGAGGAACCACUUGAGUGGACACUGAGACGCAAAAUAGUGGUUUCUAUAACGAUGAUCCUAGUGGCCACUUAAGGGUCCUCUCUAAUAGCCUCUCGAGUGGCCGCUGGAUUUUUCCCCAGCUCAUCAACCAAUUUGAGGAGUCGCUACUUCAUACUGCGCUUCGAGCGAAUCCUGCGCCCUGCCUUCUAAUGCCAAACUGGACUUUGAAGUAAGGCCUGGGGAGAUAGUUGAGUUAUCCCGUGAUGGGAUCCGAUCAGUUUGUCAGGUUGGACAGAAUGAUCCAUCAUUUUCAUAGUCCAUUCUUAGAUGAAGCCGCAAUCUCCGCUGGCGAUGUGCAUCUUCGAGUACGUCUACUUCGCGCGCAACGAUUCGGUCAUCGAAGGCCAACAGGUGCAGACAGUCAGGUAGUUGGGCGACCACGUCGAGCCAUUCCAAAUGCCGCAGGGAGGAGUGCGGUCGGACGAUGGCCGAGGAAGACGUCAUCGAGGCGGAUCUCGUGGCCAACGUGCCAGAUUCCUCAAUGUCGGCCGCCAUUGGCUACGCCAGUCAGGUAGAUCCCAAGUCCAAUCAAUCAAUAAAUCGAUAAAUCGAUAAAGUCGGGAAUCCCCUACGAGCCGUGCUUGCAUCGGAACAGCUACGUCGGCAGGUCGUUCAUCCAGCCGAAUGACGAGAUGCGACAAUCGUCCAUCAAUCAGAAAUUCGGUGGGUUAGCCUCGGCUAUCCUGAGCAACACUGAGCAAGCUUCAGGCGUUCUCCAGAAAAAGGUGGAAGGGAAACGAAUCAUCUUGGUUGAUGAUUCCAUUGUAAGGGGAAACACGAUGCGAAUCAUCGUUAGGAUGCUCAAAGAAGCUGGCGCGGCCCAGGUUUUCCGUGUACCUUUCUUGGUUUUUCACAAACCCCUUAAGGUGCACCUUCGGAUCGCGUCCCCUCCUGUCCGAUUUCCCUGCUUCAUGGGCAUCAAUAUUCCAACCCGAGGCGAACUACUGGCCGCCAAUAAAUCCAUCGAGGAGAUCCGAGAAUUUGUCGGCGCAGAUUCGGUUAAAUACCUGUCCGUCGACGGCUUGCAAAAGGUACAACUUGAUCCAUAUUCUUAGAGAUUUCUUCUGGGUAAUUACUCAAAAAUCGGUUGGAAUAGUCACAAAAUUCAUUUUUGUACAAUUUUCUUUGACUUUUUUACGUAUAGUUUCUUGGUUAAUUUUUUAAUAUUUUACGUUAGAAAAAUAAUCUAUGGACAUUUAAUUGAAAUGAUCUAUAUAUUUUUAGGGUCCUCAAAAGAAAAAAAGCCUGAAGAAUCACAAAAUCUUCCUUUUUUUGAAAGCGCUCCAUCUAUUACGGAAAAUCUCAAAGAUUUUUCAGCCACUCCAAAAAAAUUGAUCAAAAGUCGUUUUCCGUGGAAAAUAAAUCUUCACUUAAAAAAAAACUUGCGAAUACUUAUAGGCGCAUAGUCAAAUUUCACAAAAAUCUUUCGAAGCGGAAAGCCUUUUUCAGUUUUAUUUAAGGCCGUAAAGGAUUUUUACGCUUUUACAUAUCUCAGAAUUUUCGAGCGAACCUAGUUUAUAAAAACACAAUAUGAAUGGCUAAACUAUUGAAUGCGCAUAGCCAAAUUUCACAAAAAUUUUUCGAAGAGAAGAGCCUUUUUCAGUGUUCUUUCAGGCCAUGAGAAAUUUUCACGCUUUUAAAAACUUCAAAAAGAAUUUUUGAGCAGUAGAAAUGCAUAAAAAACCCAGUGAAUACACCAAAUUUGAAUAUUUCACAUUUUCAGGCGGUUCAAAAAGGCAUCGAACGUAACACGACGUUCGACGUCGGCCACUGCACCGCCUGCCUCACCGGCGACUACCCGACUCAGUUGGAAUUUUGA
Messenger RNA from Caenorhabditis auriculariae, 5726 nucleotides. NCBI's taxonomy places the organism in Eukaryota, Metazoa, Nematoda, Chromadorea, Rhabditida, Rhabditidae. The record is from the annotation of a GenBank genome assembly.